UCGUACAACUCUGUCAACCAUUGCCAACUUUUUUUGCACCUAACCGAAUGCCUGCCUACAUUCGCGCCAUUCAAUAUCGGGACUUAUGUAGAGGGUGGAUAGUAAUCUUGUAGUGGCCCAUGACGCGAUAGCAGAUACGCGGCGUGUUUUAGAGACGGAUUAAAAAGGAUAUAUACAGUGGGUAGUUAGGCGGAAGUUGUGCAAACAUGGCCGAGAUACGUUGGAUAUGCUGCUGAUCUCGGGCAUCAGGUUAUUAUGCCUGACAGCUCUCGGAAGAAAUGGACGGGUGCCAAGAUGCCCUGCAAAAUGAAGGGGCCGGCCUUCCACUGCUGCAUGUGUGUGGUGGGGGUGUUCAUGUUCAUGGGCGGUGUGAUCAUGACUGCGACCGGCAUCACGCUCAUGCUCAACUACGGGCUGCUCGACAUCGAGUUACUACCCCCUGAUCUGGACUCGGAGGAGGGGAAGCGCACCGUCGGUAUCAUCCUCACCGUAUGCGGGACGCUUGCCGUCACAAUCAGCGUGAUCACCAGUAUCAUGUACUUGUGCUUUAAAAGUAAACCGUCCAUCAUACCCGAUGACUUAGCUCGGCUUUCAUCCACACGCAAUAAUACACCAGACAGAGUGGACAAUUCACGGAAAAAUGACCGAAGUGACCGGCGCUCUGUUAGCAGCAUCAGUGCCAAAGUGAGUGCCUCGAGCGUCGGUGCGCAGCGUAACAGCUCCAGCGCUGGUGCAUCCAGAGGCACCACUGCUAACAAUAACGACAUAUACUCAGCGGAGGUGAAACAUCGAGGACAUCCCAGAUCAAGGCGCCCGCGAAAGAACAUUCAUCGACAUAAAAACCGUCUAGAUCAAAUAAAAGAGGACGCGGUGUCGAGAAAAACCGUCGACGGGGCCAUUGUUGAUGACUACGAGGAAGGCACGUAUCGCAGCGGCUCGUUCAGCAGUGAAAUGACGUCAGAAGAUCGUCAGAAAAUCCCCCAAAUUGUCAGCGAGGAUUAUGACCGCCCGCCCAGCGCCGACAGCGCUAGCACGUCCCAUACCAGCGAAGCGAGUAAUUAUAGGUACCCGGAAUUCGACAAAUCCAGACGCGAAAUUCAAGUGAUGCCGGAUUCACUCCGGGCUGAAUAUCAGCGCCAGGUGGAACUCAGUUCAAGGGACAGCGCUUCUUUGGACAAUUUCGACGAAACGUCCCUUAACGAAGGGAGAAAUCCGGAUCAGUGUUCAUUAACAAGUGACAAUCUUAGAAGAUUUACUCAAGAAAAUUCUGGUUCCACACAAGGGCAGCGGUUUAACACCGACAAUGACCAUUCCGCGGGCGGGACGGACUCUUACCGUGCUGCUCAAUCACCCCAUUCGGAAGGGGUGCAGUCAGAAGACAGUAGUGGUAUUUUUGUAACGUCUCAAACUGAAACGCGCGGGGUGAUGACUUCCGGUCGCAUAUCUCCGCAGGUUGGAGAGCCGGAACACUUUACUCAAGUGGAACCAGUGAGCGCAAGUCGGACCAGCCUGGACAGAUGAGCAUCAUCCUUGGUAAUGAAGCAUGCGGUAGUGGCGAGACUUAAGCGACAGGGCAGUGCCUGUGUUGUUGCUGCGUGUGGAAAUUAAUUCUGGGGAAAUCUGGGGCUGACAGUGAUUUGAAAUAAGGGUUGAGGGAGGUUCUAGAAGAAGAGAUAAGCAACAAAUUGUGAUUUUUAAUUAGGGGCGAGGGGCGAUCCAAAAUAUGUUGUGCUUUAAAGUAAGGGAUGAGUAAAAGCAUAACAGAAUGUUUCCAGAAAUUGGUCUCUCUUUCGAACAUAUCUAAAAAUGUCUUCACAACAAGCCUAUACAGCUAUAUUUUCGAUUAGAAUUGGAGUAUUAAAACAAUAUUUUCAUAAUAACAAAAAAAUAAACUAUUUGUAGUUAAAUGCUACGUUUAAAUAAUACUGCAUGUGUGUCGCAUUUGCAACAAAGAAGGCAUGGAAGUCCCGGCCACGAAAAGUUCGGACAAAGCGAUCGAGUCCCGGUCGAAAUAGCUGCAUUAUUAAUUCAUGAUUUUUUUAAUCUCACUUCAAGACACAUGACAAUGCAAAACUGAUCUCGGUUUCGAAAGCAGUUUUUAGCUAAUGUUUGCAAUAUAAUUGACUUACGUAUGUGCUAUUGUGGAUUACCAUAAACGCAGCUUUAUAAUAUUGAUAACAUUUUGACUAUUCUGUUUAGCAAUUCUUUCAUAGUGUGACAGUGUGCUCUUGUAAGUAUGGCUAUAUACAUGAACAAGUGAAACGCCUAUAACAUUAUUUUUUGUCUGAUAAUAAUCAUGUUCAUCAAACUCGACCAAACGACUUUUUUAAAUUUAUUUAUUAAUUGAUUGUUUUAAUUUGUUUAUCCUAGCACUCCCAUUUUAACUCAUUCUAGUAUUUAACAAAUAUAGGCGACACGUUAUGUGCAUUAAUAAAGUCGUUGUUCGGAAUGUAUACAUCUGGCGAAUAUGAGUAGGUUUUCUGUAUGUGUCAGAUAACAAAAAUACUACCCUUAUUUAUUCUUAUAACAUUUAUUUACUACACAGUUACUAAUGUAUUUCAUAAUAAUAUUGCAUGCUUUUUUUUGCUCUAAUGUUUCUUGAAAAUAUCAUAAAGCCGUUUCUUUGAAGACCGGGCUUAACGCAUAUGCUUUAAGUAUCACCUAGAUAAUACUGUUCAGUUCAUGCAGGCUAUUUAAGGACGAAACUUUUACGGAAUUUUUCGUUUUAACAAAUCUGUUUUAAAGGAAAAUCAAGUCUAUGCGGAAAAUUGUCGUCCAAGAUUAGCCUGUGUUGACUGCACAGGCUAAUCUGGGACGACACUUAACGCACAUGCUUUUCUUGAUCUUUAUUGUUAAACUGGAUCAAGAGAGGGAAGCAGCAGACAAGCUGUGAAAUAAAGAGUGUUAAAUCAAUGACAAAAUAUUACCUAUUGUCAUGUUUAUUACUAUUUGUUUUUAUUUAAACGACAAUGCAAUUUUAUAAAUCGUAUUUAUUUUGUGUCAUAUUAUAUUCUUCUGAUGUUUUCAUAAUUUCCUUUUAAUGUUUACUGUUAGUGGUCAGCUGUCUAUAACAUGGUCGUUUGUGUAAUAAAAACAGGUUUUCAGUAUCACAUAAUUUACCUUUUCAAAUGUUUAUUCAAAUCAUAUUUAGUACAUUGCUUACAAUUAUUUCUGUGUCUAUUGUAAUGCGCAUUUAAAAUUAAGUUGGCCUUCAAAACUGAAUAUGUUACACUCUCGCAUUGAAACGUUCGCUUAUGUUGGAUUUUUAGCUCGACUAUUAUAUAUGAAAUAUAUAUAGUGGAGCUAUCCUACUCACCCCGGCGUCGGCGUUUCCGUUCCGUUCCGUGCUGUUCCCUUCCGUUACGUUCCGUGCCGUGCCGUGCCGUGCCGUUAGCGUGCAAAUGUUAAAGUUUUUGUACUACCCCAAUUAUUUUCAUUGUCCCUUGACAUAUUGCUUUCAUAUUUUGCAUACUUGUUUACCAACAUGACCCCAACCUAUAAAUAGGAACAGACUACUCUAUCAAGCAUUUUGUCAUAAUUAUGGCCCCUUUUCCACUUAGAAUAUGCAGAAAAAGUUAAAGUUUGCAUACUACCCCAAAUAUGUCCCUUGACAUAUUGCUUUCAUAUCUUGCAUACUAGUUUACCAUCAUGACCCCACCUAUAAACAAGAGCAUACAACUGUAUCAAGCAAUUUGACAGAAUAAAUGCCCCUUUUAUACUUAAAAUAUGCAUAUUAUUGAUAAAUCUAUGUUAAACUUUGCGUACUACCCCAAAUAUUUCCUAUAUCCUUUGACAUAUUGCUUAUAUAUUUUGCAUACUUGUUAACCAACAUGACCCCAACCUAUAAACAAGAGCAGACCACGGUAUCAAGCAUUUUGACAAAAUUAUGGCCCCUUUUACACUUAGAUAAUUGAACAUUUUGCUUUAAAUUGCCAUAACUUCUUUAUUUAUGAUCACAUUUUAUUAUAACUUUGACAGAACAACACUUACCUGAAUACCACAAUGGAUUCCACCCAAAAAAAAAACCACGCCCCUACCCAGAAUCCCUCCCCCCCAACCGCC
Molecule: messenger RNA, 4062 nt
Organism: Dreissena polymorpha
Lineage: Eukaryota; Metazoa; Mollusca; Bivalvia; Myida; Dreissenidae
Exons: 2
Coding region: 256-1521 (421 amino acids)
Source: RefSeq, a predicted model, not a curated record